AUGGAGGGAAAAGGAUGUUCCUCAGGGAUUGGGGCAGAAAACCGGGAUGGGCAACUGAAGUUACUUCCCCGUGUGGUGAUGCCUGAGACGAAGGCUUCCCCACUGGAAGAAGCCGUGCCCCUGAUGGUGGGCAGAGAGGAGGAUUCCACACAGGACCGGGACACUACCAAUAAUCCUGAGGUCCUUCAGCAGUACGAGGCCCAGCAGAGGUUCAGACGCUUCCGUUACAAGGAUGCUACUGGGCCCCGGCAGCUGCUCCAACAUCUCCGAGAGCUCUCCCGAAGGUGGCUGGACCCAGAGGUCCACACAAAGGAGCAGAUAAUGGAAUUGCUAGUGCAGGAACAGUUCCGGGCCAUUUCGCCUGAGGCACUCCAACCUCCAACCCAGAGGUAG
Molecule: messenger RNA, 393 nt
Organism: Dromiciops gliroides (monito del monte)
Lineage: Eukaryota; Metazoa; Chordata; Mammalia; Microbiotheria; Microbiotheriidae
Product: zinc finger protein 24-like
Exons: 1
Coding region: 1-393 (130 amino acids)
Source: RefSeq, a predicted model, not a curated record